UUGAUUGUUUGGUUGUGAGGAAGUGCAGCCUUUACCCUGUCGGUUAAAGGUACAGAGUCACUAGUCAACGGGUAGAAGUAAACUUAAACCCGCAGACCGUAAAUACUGCGAUCUAGUCCUGAAACCGCCCUGCAGUUCAUUUCUUCAGCGUCAAACACCUCUCUUAGCACGGUAGUGUCCCAACACUGGAGCUUCUGUUAUUGAUUGGGAUACGAGGCCCUUCGAAACGCCCCGUUGACGCUUCGCAGAUCAUUUCAUCAGCCAACAUUAGAAAAGAGAUUAACAACCGAUCACUUUGGAUUCUAAAUGGCCUCUAGGAAAUCAGGAUCAGAUUUUCAGAACUCUGGUGCAGGUGUUAGUUAUUUGGAUGAUGUCACAUUUAAGAUUGGUGAUAAAUUCAAGAUUCCAACCAAAGUGGGAUUUCCUAUUGGACUUUGUAUACCAGACUACUCUACACGACUUGGAGAGUUCCAUUACGAUUUCUCUUUGGAGAAGCGAACAAUAAAAUGGGCUGAAGAGACAAAACGGAUUAAAGCUGCACAAAAGGCAGCAAGUUUAAACAGGGAAGCUCCUUCCAUGACACCUGAAAGUGAGGUGUUCACGGGGAGAAAAAGUGAAAUCCAAUCCACUGAUGGAUCACACUCUUCAACAGUUUCACUGCCUUUUAAUCCGUUAUUUGCCGGCUUAAGGCACAGCAAAAUUUUAACUCCAUUGCCAGCUAACAGCAAUAUGGUGAAGCAAAAAGAUCCAAGUCCCCCCUACACAAGUAAAUUCAAUAUUGCAGACUUUGAAAGUGAAGAGGAUCCUUUUGAUAAACUGGAAUUGAAAACACUCAAUGAUAAAGAAGAACUCAAAAAUAUUCUCGCUGUUCAAGCAAGUUCACGGCCAAUGAUCAUUCCACAAUUGAAUAAUGGCCUGGACGUGCAGAUUGUGGGACACACAGAUGCACUACCGAGCCCAGAAGUUCAGGCCUCGUCUGAGGAGGUUGUCUCAGAUUUCAAAUCUCUUCAUAAGCCAAAUGGCCUCAUCAAUUUGCCACAGUUGGAGAGCUGUGAAAAAGUGCCCUUUACUGCCAAAGUAUCUCUCCCACAUGCUUCAUCUGUCAGCAAUAUCAAAUCUUUGUCCUUUCCUAAAUUGGAUUCUGAUGAAAGUGAGCGGAAGACUGCUAAGCUUGCUGGCACUUUCCACAGCACAAGCCUACCCAAUGGCACUUUGUUUAGUUCAGUAAAGAACUGUGAACAGUACAAAGGUGGUGGUUUGAAUGGACAUGACCUCCCUGUUGUAUCCACGCGUUCCUCGUCAAGUUUUGACCUCGGGAUUGAUAACAUAGCAGCGUCGUCUUCCAAGUGUGAGGUUCCGCCAGUUAUUUCAACAACUGGAACAGAGCAGUCCUCUCAACAUGUAGCAAAAGUGGUUAGUUCUCAAGACCAUCCCACUGCAGAAUUGUUCACCACAAAUGUUGGAGAUGCCUCAAAGAGACUGGAGUGUGUUGAUCCAUUUCAAACAUUAACUCCAAGUGAGAGGCAGUGUGCAGAAACUAUAGUUAGCAUGGGAUACUCCUGCGAGAAUGUAAUAAAAGCCAUGCAGAAAAAAGGAGAAAACCUAGAACAGGUCCUUGAUUACUUGUUUAUUCAUGGACGACUCUGUGAGCAAGGCUUUGAACCAACACUAGUAGAGGAAAGCCUAGAAAUCAAUCAGUGUUCAGAGCCAAAGACCCUGGAAUUUCUUCACCUCAUGACUAAGUUCAGAGAAAUGGGCUUUGAGCAAGGCGUUAUUAAAGAAGUCCUCGUUGUUCACAAAAACAACCAGGAGAAAGCUCUGGAAGACUUAAUGACCCGUGCAGGAGCCAGCUGAAAGCAUCUCUUCCAUCUCAGCUUGAUUGAGGCUGUAGAGGGGAAAGAAGUUCAUCCCACAUACGAUUCAUUUUCCAGUUCUGUUUUAUACACACGGCUGUGUAUUUCUUUAUUUUUAUUUGGAAUGGGAUUGGAAGGGAUGGGCAGGCAUUAGGAAACAAACUCUGCUUUAUAAGGAAGUCUAAGCUGAAGAAGACACAAGUACAAGAUGUCUGUGUCUUAACUCUUAAUGUUUUUACAGCUUCCCUGGAUCAAGGAACCUGAAAUAGUACGGCUGAAGUAUUUUUCACUCGUCUUUCCAAACAUAAGAGAUCAAUAUAUUCAAUGUUAAGUUUUUCUGAGUUCUCCACCCCAUCCAAAUUCCCCUUCCAACAACAAUACUACAAAUUGUGCAUUGCCAUUCUCGCAGUGGAGUUUAGUUUGGUAUGUGGAAAAGCUGGAUAAUAAUUUUCUAAGGUUAAAGCUGCUUUUUUUGUCCUUUGUGAAAGGAUACAUUUACUGGACUGUAGGCUAUUUUAAAGUUGUUUAUGAUUACAUACCCUAUAGUGCAAUAGGAAUUAAUAGAUUGGGACUAGUCUGUCAUCUGUCACUGGCUGGGUGUUGCGUUACUAAAUGAAUGGGCAGAGAGAGCAAAACUCUCAUUCUUAACAAACAAACAAGAAGAAAAUGAGCAAACCCAGCAGUGAUUUGCGCUCCAUCCCUGUGUGGGUCAAAUUCACAUAGAUUCCCUUAUAGGAAAUCUAUUCCUAGACUCUUAAAAGAAUUGCAGCGUGAGGUAAAUUUUACAUCUACUUUAAGCACUUUCUUUAAAUUGUCUUGUUGCCGCUGCACUUGUUUCAUUCUCACUGUUGUCAAAUGUUACGUUAUGUCUUCCUCACCGCUGUAGUUCUGGAGUGUUUCCUUUACUAUUAAUCUUCAUUAUUAACAGCAACAAAUUAAUUUUCUUUUCAUAUAAGAACAGAAAUCACAUUGUUCUGUAUUUUACAUUUCACAACAACUUCAAACAUCGGAAGCAUUUCUGAAUCUUAAAUGCUAAAAAGUUUGAUUCUGCAGAAACAGGUACUAAUAAAACUUCAAAAAUGUGUUUCACUUCUUUGAUUAAAGUUUUAACUCUGAUUAUUCUAACUUUCAAUGAUUGAACAAUUUAAUAUAACAAAUUAGGUUUUGAUCAAAUUUCAAACUGAACUCUAGGAAAGAAUUUUUUCUCAUAGAUUGGUGGAGUAUUUUUCUGUUCCUGGUGAAAUUAGUUAAAUUGCAGUCUUCUGGAAAUAUUAGAUUUCUGCUGCAGUUUUUUUUUUGGCCCAGGUGGUUGCCAGGUCAUCCCCUCAACACUGUGCAUAACCCACUCACUCUCCCCCCCCGCCCCCCCCCGAGCUGCCUGCAGAUGUUAAGUGUUUAUAACAAACAAGUUUUACAUAGUUUAUCAAUCCAAUCGAAUAUGUCUCAUGGUGUUUGCAAAUUACUAUAAUGAACAUCAAUUCUACAUUUUUGGAAUUUUCUCAGUCUGGUCUGCAUUUUUUAUGUGUUUGGAUUCUCAAAUUUACUUGUGCUCUUUUAACAAUUAUUCUUGGUAAGAAUUCACAUUAAUUGAGUUAGAAUGUUAAUGUAGGUAGGUUGGAUGCUUUUGCAUCUGCAGAAGAUGCAAGUGUGUACUUUAGAAAUAACUUUCAAAGGACAAUCAUUUUUAUAAUUGGAUCUGCUCAGUUCAUAACUUUUUGAAUGGUUUCUGUUUCCAGAUACCUUCUGAAUCAAACCUUGGCUUAUCCAAAAGGCUGUUGUUUCUCCAUAAUGCCCUGCAUUAGAUUUUAUUGACACAUAACCCAGGCCUUGUUGGCCUUUGCUAACUCAAAUGCACACAAAGCCUCGUCUUUAGUCGAUAGCUUAUUCCAUUCACCACUCCGGGUUUCUCUUCUAGUAACAGUAAUGUGUUUACAUGGCACCUUGCACAUAGUAAAGUUUUAUAAGAUGUUUCACAGGUAUAGCAAACCAGAUUUGACACUGAGACCCUUGGGAAGUAUUUCCAUCAUUUUCUGUUUCAAUUAGUAGCACCAUGUCUUCUGAAGCCAUUGGCAUCAAUGAGGAAAAAUUAAGAAUUGCCAUGACUAAUCCAAUCUUCAUGUACCAGCUCCAGAACCUGUAGCUUAUUGCUCUUCAAGCACAUGUGCAUAGACUCCAGUAUUUUGAAGUUUUUUGUCUUGACUACAUUUUCAGUAUAUUUCUGAACUCUACCACUCACCUUAAACACUUAUGGAUGCUGCAUUUAAUGGUGUCUUAAGCUACUAAUUUUUAAAAAAUAAUAUCAUUUUGAAAGUUAUUUUGGUAUUAGGGAAUUAAAGUUUUUGACUGAGCUGCUUUGUGGCUGUGGAGUUCCUCUUUUGAUGGGUUAUCCUCGUAGCAUUGAUCCAUCUAUGGAAAAACCUAAAGCUCCUCUCCUUCCAUUUCCUCUGAGUGUAAAGAACUCUUCAAACCCCACCUUUUCUUAGUUCAGUUGUCUUGCACCUUGCCUAAAUUAUUUGCUACAUGAACCAUAACUCGCUAUCGUUCAUCUGAGAAAAGUUUGAUAUACUGUCAGCAAACAAGUAUGAAUUAUUAGUAAACUGGAAUUUUAUGCACAUGAAACAUGUCUUUUGGAAUCAAAUUGUGGAUAGACCAACAUCAAUAAAGUUCAUUUUUCUCUCUUUGAAGCUAAUUCAAAGUAUCAAACGUCACAAAUCAGUUUGUGGUAAAUUGGAUGUUUCAAUCCAUUAGUGGAAAUCUAAUUUCAAGAUAACUUUUUAAUUGGAUUAAUGAAUGCUUUAGGAAAACCUGCUUCAUUAUUUAGUGGGUAAAAUAUUCUCAUGUGCCUAUAUAUACAUACUCAGUGGCCGCUUUAUCAGGUAUGCCUUUACAUCUGCUCAUUAAUGCAAAUAUCUAAUCAGCUAAUCAUGUAGCAGCAACCCAGUGCAUAAAGGCAUACAGAGAUGGUCAAGAGGUUCAGUUGCUGUUCAGACCAAACAUCAGAAUGCGGAAGAAUGUGACUUUGACUGUGGAAUGAUUGCUGAUGCCAGACAGAGUGGUUUGAGCAUCUCAAAAACUGCUGACCUCCUGGGAUUUUCAUGCACCACAGUCUCUUAGAGUUUACAGAGAAUGGUGCGUAAAAAAAUAUCAAUUGAGCGGCAGUUCUGUGGGCAAACACACCUUGUUAAUGAGAGCGGGCAGAGGAGAAUGGCCAGACUGGUUCAAGCUAACAGGAAGAUAACAGUAACUCAAAUAACCACACAUUACAACAGUGGUGUGCAGAAAAGUAUCUCUGAAUGCACAACACAUCAAUCCUUGAAGUGGAUGGGCUACAGCAGUAGAAGACCUCACUGGAUCCAACUCCUAAACCUAAUAAAGAGGCCCCUGAGUGUAUGUAGUAUACUGUCACCAGUGGAGGGUAUCAAUCAAAGAUUCUAGCUUCAUACCUCACUCUCCACUGCUUAAACUUACUGAUAGAAUAGAUUUUGUUGACAUUCUGCAAGAACAAAUGAAUUUAACUCUACCAAUAUCACUCAACUGGAAAGUUUGUGAAAUUCACAUUAUGAAUAUCUUUUCAAUGUUUUCCAAAUAAGUCAAAGUUGACAGUAAAACUCUCUCUACGGCUAUCAUCAGGAUUUUUGGUUGUUAGCAAGACACAUAAAAAAUGCUGGUAAGCGCAGCAGGCCAGGCAGCAUCUAUAGGGAGAGGUACAGUCGACGUUUUGGGCUGAGACCCUUUGUCAGGACUAACUGAAAGAAGAGGAUGCUGCCUGGCCUGCUGCGUUUACCAGCAGAUUUUAUGUGUGUUGCUUGAAUUUCCAGCACCUGCAAAUUUCCUCGUGUUUUGGUUGUUAGUACAGUUUUGAUUGUAUUUUCAAUUCUGUUCUUUUUCUAACUUUGGUUGAAAUAAAACAAUAUAUUCUUACCCACCCAAUACAUUUGCUGCUUCUGGGGGGAAAAAUGUGGGGAAACAUUUGGCAAGGAGUUUCAUAUUUUCCCUCGCACUCUCUUACUUUGGUAAUACUGUAUUAUAGAUGGAAAAAGACUGCAGAGAGACUCGUGAGACAAUGUAGGACUCGGGCUAGGAGAGACAAAGGAGGUGUGGUUUCAUAUAAGGCCUUAUCAAUUUAGGGUGAGGAGAAUGUCUUCUCAAAGAAUAGCAAAUCUUUGGAAUUCUCUAUCUCUGAGAGUCACAGAAGCUGAAUCAUUGAAUAUAUUCAAGGUUGAAAUGGACAGAUUGGUGAUCUACAGGGGAGUUGAGGGUUAUGUAUCAUAGGUCCAAGUUUACAAAAGUCACAACCUGAAUGAAUGUUGGAACAGGCUUGAGAGGUUAUAUUGUCAAUUCCUGCACUUACCACGUUCAUAGUCUUGGAGCCAUACGGUAUGAAGUCAGGAAAUUCAGCCCAAUUAGUUCACACCAGUCUCAGUCCAAAACAUUAACUGUUCAUUUCCCUCAAUAGAUGCUGUCUGAGUUCCUCCAGCAUUUUAUGUGUGUAGUUCAUACUGAGCAAGGUUUUAGUUCAAGGGUUCCCAAUCUGGGCUCCAUGGACCCCUUGCUUAAAUAUUGGUCCUUGGCAUGUAAAAGGUUGGGAACCCUUGUUUUAAUUAGUCUUAUUUCCUACAUUUAGCACUUUCCUAUUCUGUGUACUGGUCUAAAUGCUCUUUAAACUUCACUGUGGUAGCGUAGCGGUCAGUGCAAUGCUAUUACAGCUCGGGUGUUGGAGUUCAGAAUUCAAUUCCAGUGUCGUCUAUAUGGAGUCUGUCCGUCCGUCCUCCCUGUGGAAUGUGUGGGUUUUCUACAGGUGUUCCGGUUUCCUCCCACCAUCCAAAGUUGUACCGGUUCCUAGGUUUUUUGGUCAUUGUAAAUUGUCUGUGAUUAGGCUAUGGUUGAAUUGCAGGUUGUUGGGGCAGCACACUUCAAAUGUAUGGAAGGGCCUUUUUUGCGCAGUAUCUCUAAAUUAAAGAAAAAUAAACUUUGUAAUUGUACCUGCCUCCACCACUCUCUGCAAAAAUUUGCCCUUCAGCUUCCUUUAAAUCUUUCCCUCUCAUCUUAAAGUUGUGAAUCUUUCCUGUACCCUCCAGUUUAAUCACAACAAUAUGGCCCAGGACUGCACAAAAUAAUCCGGGUGUGGCCUUGCCAAUGUCUUGUAGAGCUAUGAUGUCCUUAUACUUCUACUCUAUGCCCUAUCUGCUGAAGGCAAGCAUGCCACGUUCCUCUUCCACCACCUUGCCUAACUGUAUCAUCAUUUUUCAAGGAACUCUUUCUUUUUAUAUCCUUUCCCUAUCAUUCUCUGUACAUUGUGCCUUAGUUCAGCUUCCCAAAAUGUGUCACUUUGUACCUGUCCAAGUCAAAGUCCAUUUGCCAAUCCUUUGCCCACUUUUCCAGCGGAUCUAGAUCCUGUUCUCACUGUCCACCACACCACCAACUGUGGUGUCUUCCACAGUCUUACAAGCCAUUCCAACCACAUUCUCAUCCAAGUUGUAAAUAUGGAUGACAAACAAAGGACGCAGCACACUGAGUCACAACCCUCCACUUCCACUCUCUAACUC
Molecule: messenger RNA, 7399 nt
Organism: Mobula hypostoma (lesser devil ray)
Lineage: Eukaryota; Metazoa; Chordata; Chondrichthyes; Myliobatiformes; Myliobatidae
Gene: ubap1
Product: ubiquitin associated protein 1
Exons: 7
Coding region: 307-1854 (515 amino acids)
Biological process (GO): ubiquitin-dependent protein catabolic process via the multivesicular body sorting pathway
Cellular component (GO): ESCRT I complex
Molecular function (GO): ubiquitin binding
Source: RefSeq, a predicted model, not a curated record